CUUAGUCCUUCCUUACCUACCACCUCCACCACCAUCAACAAUUUAAGUUCUCUUGGACUGGUUUUCACUUUUUAAUUCUUCUUCUUCUUCAUUCAGCAACAUGUCAUCAUCAACCCCUCAAGUCAUAACCUGCAAAGCUGCAGUGGCAUGGGGAGCUGGAGAGCCAUUGGUAAUGGAGGAAGUGCAAGUGAGUCCUCCCCAACCAAUGGAGAUUCGGAUUAAGGUUGUCUGCACCUCUCUCUGUCGUAGUGAUCUUGCUGCUUGGGAAUCUCAUGCCAUAUUUCCUCGCAUAUUUGGCCAUGAAGCAUCAGGGAUUGUUGAGAGUGUGGGACUGGGAGUGACUGAAUUCAAAGAGGGUGACCAUGUGCUAACAGUGUUCAUUGGAGAAUGCAUGGCAUGCAGGCUGUGCACAUCAGGAAAAAGUAACAUUUGUCAAGUUUUGGGAUUGGAGAGAAAGGGUUUAAUGCAUAGUGAUCAGAAGACACGCUUCUCAAUAAAAGGGAAGCCUAUUUAUCAUUAUUGUGCUGUUUCAAGUUUCAGUGAAUAUACAGUAGUCCACUCUGGAUGUGCAGUGAAAGUCAGCCCUCAUGCACCUCUUGAGAAAAUAUGCCUUCUGAGCUGUGGGGUUGCUGCAGGUAUAGGGGCAGCAUGGAAUGUUGCUGAUGUGUCAAAAGGAUCAACAGUGGUAAUAUUUGGUCUUGGAACUGUUGGCCUUUCUGUUGCACAAGGUGCCAAACUAAGGGGUGCAUCUCGAAUAAUUGGUGUGGACAACAAUCCACAGAAGUGUGAAAAAGCUGAAGCUUUUGGGAUUACAGAAGUUGUCAACCCGAACUCCUACAAAGAACCUAUUGCCCAGGUUAUUAAGCGCAUUACUGAUGGUGGGGCAGAUUUCUCUUUUGAAUGUGUAGGUGACACUGAUAUGAUAACCACUGCAUUGCAAUCAUGCUGCGAUGGUUGGGGUUUGACUGUAACACUAGGUGUUCCAAAGGUUAAGCCUGAGAUGUCAGCUCAUUAUGCACUAUUCUUAAUGGGAAGAACAUUGAAAGGAUCUCUAUUUGGAGGAUGGAAACCUAAAUCUGAUCUGCCUUCAUUGGUAGAGAAGUACGUGAACAAGGAAAUCCAUAUUGAUGACUAUAUAACACACAAUUUGCCAUUUGAUGACAUUAACGAAGCUUUCAAUCUCAUGAGGGACGGAAACUGUCUGCGCUGUGUUAUCCACAUGCCAAGAUAAUUCCUAUGGCUUCUCGUUUCUUUAUGUAACAACCCGUUACCGAACCGGUGUGUUAUCAUUACGUAAGAUAUUAAGCUCAGUGACAAUCAUAGCACUUCAAUUAAAAA
Molecule: messenger RNA, 1338 nt
Organism: Gastrolobium bilobum
Lineage: Eukaryota; Viridiplantae; Streptophyta; Magnoliopsida; Fabales; Fabaceae
Product: alcohol dehydrogenase-like 6
Exons: 10
Coding region: 101-1231 (376 amino acids)
Biological process (GO): formaldehyde catabolic process
Cellular component (GO): cytosol
Molecular function (GO): S-(hydroxymethyl)glutathione dehydrogenase [NAD(P)+] activity; zinc ion binding
Source: RefSeq, a predicted model, not a curated record